GCUGCUCACACGCUCUCAAUUCUCUGAGCUCAUCACCGGGUGAACAGCUGAGACCCGAACCGAAGUCUGACUCUGGACAGAAAAAGGAAAAAGUCGGUUUUUCGAGCCUUUCGGUCAAAGUGCCAAAUAACGACCGUGCGUAAUUACGCGUAAAAACAAUGAAUGCCACAGCAGCCAUGGAGGUGAACGCCGAAGCCAGACGGAUCCUGGCGGUGUCGAUAAGCAAGCUGUACGCGUCCCGGUCCCAGCGAGGCGGACUGAGACUCCACCGGAGCCUCCUGCUGUCCCUGGUCAUGAGGUCCGCCCGGGACAUCUAUCACUCCUCCCGGGAGAGCGAGGUGCAGCUGGCCGACGCGGAGGCGAUGGAAGCCGGCUCCUGCUCGUGGGAUCAGGUCGAGUCGCCCGAGCCUCAGUCCGAGCAGACCCAGGCUGAGUCCACGGUGGAGGAGCCGGACUGCGCGGAGAAAGAAUUCGAUGGUGAUUCAACGGAGGACAAAGAGAACCAGAGCCCGGCGAGGCAGUCCAGGAAACGCCGGGGGAAGGUGUCGGCGGCGCCUGACUUCCUUCCCAGCAAGAGGGCGAGGCUGGAGCCCGGGGAGGAGAGGUACGCGGCCAUGCUGGGCAGCUGUCGCGCGGGGGCCGUGGAGUCCCUGACCGCUUUGUCUCUAAAUCGGGUUAUACCUGCCUUCUGAACAUAUGGAGGGAGAAAAUAGCCUCCAAUGAGACUUACGAGAGGAGUGGAUCGUCUAGGGCGAUCUGAUCCCUCUGCGCACCGAGGUGCUGACCUACAUCGGCCGUCCCGGGACACGACCUCUGCGGCGGAUCUGCUUGAGCCUGUCGGGCACGUAAAAGCCCCCAGCGGAGAUCAACACGAUCACGAGACAGAGACUCAGGCCGAGGAGGGGAACCAGGGAGGCCGGAAAGUUUGAGGGGAAAACCGAAGGGGAACUGGUUCAGUUACUUUCCCCCCCCAGUGAUUCACCUUCACGGAGAUGAGUCCAAACAAGUGACUGCUGCUGACUCAAAGUGUGUGAAUGUGUGAUUCAGCAGAGAACCAGUGAGUCACACAGAGAAGAAGUGAGGCGCUGAACCUUUGACCACAGACACACACAGACUCACACACACGAGCAGGACGUCAGGGAGUUUCCUGCCUUUGUACGAGGAAAUCAGACUGACACAGAGUGGAGGAGCAGUGGAGACACACACACAGACACACACAUCCAGCUGCUGCUGCUGUGGACUUUAAUAAAUCAAUACUACUGCUUUGCACUGUCCUACAAACUGUGUUCACGUGGAGCUUUGGAGAAGGACGAACCUGGUGAUGGGAGCAUUAGUCUAAACUCUCUGUGUUUUCAAGUCACUGAAAUGUUCCUGUUGUCGACUGACGUGUGAACAAAAACAUUACCUCAGAUUUCAAGCUGCUCUUUUUAUUCGUUUCAUCGAAUUCAUGUUGUAAAUAUUUGUAAUAAAUGUUGAAAUUGAA
Molecule: messenger RNA, 1483 nt
Organism: Platichthys flesus (European flounder)
Lineage: Eukaryota; Metazoa; Chordata; Actinopteri; Pleuronectiformes; Pleuronectidae
Gene: ier2b
Product: immediate early response 2b
Exons: 1
Coding region: 159-692 (177 amino acids)
Source: RefSeq, a predicted model, not a curated record